CGCGAACCAUGUACAGAGAAGGAGACUAGAGGCAUCGCAGAGCUCAAAACAGGACAAGCCACUGGCGAUUCCCACGAGGACACUUUAAGAGUUUGCUAAUACCCAUUUGUUCCUUCUCCUUCCUCGGUAACACCUUUUGUUUUGUCCUCAACCUUUGGAAAUCCUCGCACGUCAUUCUUGUCCCAACAUACUAGCUCGUACUUCAUAGGCUGUCUUCAUUCCAUAAAUAUACAUUGUGCAUUCGCACAUUAAACCAACCCCAAGCAAGAGAUUAGCAAAAAGAGCCUCGAGGAGUUUGGGAUUCCGGGAAGUCUUUCUUCGGCAAUCAAUCCAUCAUGGUGGAGCCUGCGUUCCCGACGGUCGAUCAGUGCGCUUCGAUCGGUCGUGAGAAGCACACCGUGGUGGCCGACCUGGACGGGACCCUGCUCCGCGGCCGGAGCUCCUUCCCAUACUUCGCCCUUGUCGCCUUCGAGAUCGGCGGGGCCCUGAGGCUCCUCUUCCUGCUCCUGGCCUCCCCACUCGCGGCCCUCCUCUACUACUUCGUGUCCGAGUCUGCAGGGAUCCAGGUCCUCAUCUUCGCGGCGUUCGCCGGGAUGAGGGUGGCCGACAUUGAGUCCGUGGCCUGCGCCGUGCUGCCCAAGUUCUAUGCCAGCGACCUCCACCCGGAGUCGUGGCGGGUGUUCUCCGCCUGCGGGAGGCGGUGCGUCCUGACCGCAAACCCGAGGAUCAUGGUCGAGCCGUUCCUCCAGGACUUCUUGGGGGCUGACAUGGUGUUGGGGACCGAGAUAAGGACCUACAAGGGGAGGGCCACGGGGUUCGUGAGCCAGCCGGGGGUGAUUGUAGGGAAGAAGAAGGCGGCUGCGCUUCAAAAAGCAUUUGGGGACGAGCAACCACAGAUCGGCCUCGGCGACCGGCGCACCGAUGCCCCCUUCAUGGCCUUGUGCAAGGAACGAUUCAUCGUGCCACCCAAGCCGGAGGUCAAGGCUGUGACGAUUGACAAGCUUCCGAAGCCGAUCAUAUUCCACGACGGGCGGCUCGUCCAGAAGCCAACCCCUCUUCUGGCCCUCCUGACCAUCCUCUGGAUCCCCAUCGCCUUCCCCCUCGCCUGUCUGAGGAUUGCCGCCGGGUCGCUCCUCCCAAUGCCCCUCGUCUAUUACGCGUUCUGGGCACUCGGCGUCCGCGUCACUGUCAAGGGCACGCCUCCACCGCCGGCCCAAAAGUCCAUCGGCCAGUCAGGCGUGCUCUUCAUCUGCUCCCACAGGACGCUCCUUGACCCAAUCUUCCUCUCCACGGCACUCGGCCGCCCAAUCCCCGCGGUCACCUACUCCGUGUCCAGGCUCUCUGAGGUCAUCUCGCCCAUCAAGACCGUCAGGCUGAGCCGGGACCGGGCCACCGACGCGGCCAUGAUCAAGAAACUCCUGGAGGCAGGCGACCUGGCAAUAUGCCCCGAGGGGACCACCUGCCGCGAGCCGUUCCUUCUCAGGUUCUCAGCUUUGUUUGCCGAAUUGACCGACCAGCUGGUGCCAGUGGCAAUGGUGAACCGGAUGAGCAUGUUCCACGGGACGACCGCUCGUGGAUGGAAAGGGAUGGACCCGUUCUACUUCUUCAUGAACCCGAGCCCGGCCUAUGAGGUGACGUUCCUGAACAAGUUGCCAAUCGACCUGACCUGCACGGCUGGGAAGACUAGCCAUGAAGUGGCCAAUUACAUACAGAGGACGAUCGCGGCGACGCUGUCGUACGAGUGCACCAACUUCACCCGGAAGGACAAGUACGCGCGCUCGCCCGGCAACGACGGGACGGUCGCUCAUAAACCGAAGCUUUCGGCGAACAAAGUCAUGGGGUGUUGACUUAUUUCCCCGCUAGAGAUCUCAUUUCUGACAUCAAAGAGCAAGCAAGGAAACCGAAGCAUACGAGCUUUAACUGUUAUUUCUUGUUCGAAGUCUCGAUUACGGUUUGAAAUAAAUGUUAGGGAGAAAUCUCCAAGGCAUUCUUA
This is a messenger RNA of Rhodamnia argentea, 1993 nucleotides long. Its product is annotated as glycerol-3-phosphate acyltransferase RAM2-like. Gene Ontology annotation, molecular function: phosphatase activity; glycerol-3-phosphate 2-O-acyltransferase activity. Lineage: Eukaryota; Viridiplantae; Streptophyta; Magnoliopsida; Myrtales; Myrtaceae. Gene Ontology annotation, cellular component: membrane. The record is from RefSeq and is a predicted model, not a curated record. The transcript is spliced from 3 exons. The coding region runs from base 336 to 1847 and encodes 503 amino acids. Gene Ontology annotation, biological process: cutin biosynthetic process.